Quercus robur (English oak) is the source of this 967-nucleotide messenger RNA. RefSeq lists its product as uncharacterized. The transcript is spliced from 3 exons. NCBI's taxonomy places the organism in Eukaryota, Viridiplantae, Streptophyta, Magnoliopsida, Fagales, Fagaceae. The record is from RefSeq and is a predicted model, not a curated record. Bases 132 to 740 code for a protein of 202 amino acids.
AAAAAGAAUCAAAAGCAGAGAGAGAGAGAGAGAGAGAUAAAUACAAAGUAAAAUAGAAAAGAGAGAGAAACACAAACAGUACCAAAAAAUUGAGUAAGUGAGUUGAGUGAGAAGAAAGCAUAUUAGCGGAAAUGGCUGUCUCAGUGGCGAUCUUAGCCAUCAUCAUCUCUCUCCACCUCAUCGCUUUCGUCUUUGCCGUCGGCGCUGAACGACGUCGUAGCACGGCUAAGAUUGUUCCUGAUGAGUACGAUGAGAGAACGUACUGCGUGUACGCCUCGGACGCGUCGACGGUGUACGGGUUGUCGGCGUUUGGGCUGUUACUGAUAAGCCAAACGGUGCUUAACGGCGUUACAAGGUGUCUCUGCUUCGGUAAAGGCCUUGUCACUGGCCGCUCCACCACUUGUGCCAUCUUCUUCUUCAUCCUUUCCUGGAUUAACUUUUUGGGAGCGGAGGCGUGCUUGUUGGCCGGGUCAGCGAAGAAUGCGUACCACACCAAGUAUCGGGCGCUCUUUAAAGUAGAGCAUUUGUCGUGUGCCACCCUGCGCAAAGGCGUGUUCGCGGCUGGAGCAGCUCUAACAUUGUUGUCACUGCUGGGUUCAGUUCUUUACUACUGGGCUCACGCCAGAGCUGAUACUGGUGGAUGGGAGAAGCAUCAGAAUGAGGGCCUUGGCAUGACAACUUCUAGUUUUGCACCACAUCAGCAGCAGCAACAGCAAACCGGUGAAUUUCAGAAGGCCUAAUUGUGUGCUGUGAGUGUGUUGAAAGUGCACAGUUUUGGUGACUUUUGUUGAGCUAGAAAAUGGAUAGACAAAGCCUCAAACUUUACCUUAAUGAACUGGAGACGUAUAUAUAUAUAUAUAUAUGUAUGUCAAUUUAAUUGUUAAAGAGUAUAGUAUUGUGUCUGUUGAUAUUUGUAAUUGUGUUUUCGGACCGAAAUUAAGUACUUUAAAAUCGUACUUGGUCUUUA